Diprion similis is the source of this 2661-nucleotide messenger RNA. Its product is annotated as mutS protein homolog 5-like. Gene Ontology annotation, biological process: chiasma assembly; mismatch repair. NCBI's taxonomy places the organism in Eukaryota, Metazoa, Arthropoda, Insecta, Hymenoptera, Diprionidae. Gene Ontology annotation, molecular function: mismatched DNA binding; ATP binding; ATP-dependent DNA damage sensor activity. The transcript has 11 exons. The record is from RefSeq and is a predicted model, not a curated record. Gene Ontology annotation, cellular component: nucleus. The annotation marks the transcript as partial.
UUUCAGAUUGUCCUGUCAAUCAUAUAUCAGAAUGGCCAGUUGGGCGCUGCGUAUUACAACACUGUAACGUGUGAGCUAUACAUACUGGAAGAUAUAGCUGAAAGCAGUUUGAAUUUUGACAUGACAAAUAUAAUAUACAGGCAAUCACGACCGAGUUUUAUUAUUACAACUUCAGGCAUGGCUGAACCAUUUUUGACGCUUUUGAAGAAAUUCAUUCUUAAAGAAAAUGAAAAUGUUCCACUUGAAACACCGAGUUCAAAUAAUCGUUUCACACGACUAAAAUUUAAAAUAAUGUCCAAAAAGGAAUAUGGAUUUUCUUUGUGCAAUACUCGAGUUCAGCAUUUGAAGCUAGAAUUCGAACCUGAUGAUUUAACUGACGAAGAUAGAAUUUUGUUUCUCAGUUCAAUAAUUAACUUCAAUUGUUCUAUCAUGAUUCAUGCCCUGGGACUACUUUUGAAAUACCUGGACAAGCAUUGGAACGCAAUGGCUCUAGAUGCAAUUGGUCAACCAAAAUUUAUGCAACUGCACAAGCUUAACUUGAAAGAUAUCGUUAUGGUAGAUAACGAAACAUACAAGGGUUUGCAAAUUGUUAAUCCACGUCAUCAUCCGAGUUUAUUCAAAUUUGGCACUGCAAGCUCACUUAAAGAAGGACUCAGUUUGUACAGUAUUCUGAAUCGCUGUCAGUCUCGCCCGGGUCUUCAAUACCUGUGGUCGAUGUUUCAACAUCCUACAUGUGAUGAAAAAGAAAUAAAUGAGAGAUUAGAUGUUAUAGAAUUUUGCUUGGAUCCGACAAAUCAAAAUAUUGUCCAAAAUAUGCUACCAUGCUUAUCCAAAAUCCACCAAAUAACCAAAGUAAUGAACCGGCUUUCAGCUCCACAAGCAAAAUCUUCAGAAUGGCAAAGAUUACACAAGACACUUUGCAACAUAAUCCAUAUAGUGGACAUUUGUGGAACCUGCAAAGAUGUCUUGCCAUUAUUUACGAAAAUUGUCGACAGUGCUACGGAUGAAAUGCAUCGACUAAGAUACUUUAUAGAAUACAUUGUUGACUUUGAAUCAUCCAAACGGCAAAAUAAAUUUGUCGCCCACGUAGGAGUCGAUCCACAAUUGGAUCAACUGAAUCAUGAAAAUCAGACGCUGCCUGAAGUCCUGAGUCUGAUGGCUGAACGAGAUCUGCAAGAGUUACCAGAGUUUGUAAAAGCCUGUAGUAUGGUGUACCUUCCAGACAUUGGGUACCUACUAGCUGUAACACAUUGGGAAAGUUCGCCUCCGGAAGAUUAUGAACUACCCGGCCUGGAAUUCAAAUUCGUGGCCAAUAACAUUUGUCAUUAUAAGAGUCCAGGUGCAGUAGAACUACAGAAUACAGUUGGUGACAUUCUCGAAAGGAUUACCAAAAGACAGAGCCAGAUAAUGUUGCAGCUGGUCCAGUACAUCACUAAACACAUCAAACCAGUUAUUGAGAUAAUCAAAUACAUUGCUAAAUUGGAUGCGUUGAUUUCUUUGUCGAUAGUCGCACGUGAUUUGAACUAUGUGAGACCAAAAAUAUCAAAGUCUAAAAUAAUAGAUAUCAAGCAAGGCCGUCAUCCACUACUCGAAAUAAUUAACUCCAGCUUCAUAACAAAUGACACACUGUCCUCGCAGGACAAUAGUUUGGUCAAAAUCAUAACUGGUCCCAAUGCUUGUGGUAAAAGCAUUUACCUCAAGCAAGUUGCGGUUAUAGUUUUUAUGGCACACAUUGGUAGUUACGUACCUGCUGAAUCUGCAACUAUAGGUGUUAUCAAGCAUAUUCUAACACGCAUACAUUUUGCCGAUACCAUGGCGUUCAACGCAAGUUCAUUUAUGGCUGAUCUCAGACAGAUGAAUAGAGCUGUAUCUGAUGCAACUUCCGAUUCUUUAGUGAUAAUUGAUGAGUUUGGAAAAGGUACUUCAUACGUAGAUGCACUUUCAUUGCUUGCAGCUUACAUGACGGAUUUCAUCAAUAGAGGAGCGGAAUGUCCACACAUGUUUGUAUCAACACACCUCCAUAGUGUUGUUAACUUAAUACCACAGACAUCGUUGGUUGAAAAACAAACCUUAGAUUUCUUAAUCAAUCAAGACGGGACAGUAGUCUUUCUCCACAAGAUUACCAAUGGAAAUUCUGGGAUGAGUUUUGCACAUUCUGUUGCCGCUGCUGCUGGUCUUGAUUCAAAAAUUGUAGAACGUGCUCUAUCAAUAUAUGAAAGCAGGAAAAAGAGGAAACUGAUUCAUAAACUUGACACGCUUAACGUUUGCCAACGAGAAAAACUGGCUAAGAAAAUCUGUGAACAUCUGGUGAAAGAGAAGGCGAAUGUCGAUAUGGAUGGACUGAAGUCUUGCAUAACGCGAAUGUGGUCCAAAGAUUUUGGAAAUCAAUCAUCGAAGGACAAUAUAAUAUAAUGAAAUAAAUUGUAUAAUAUCGUAACGCUGCUUACAUCUACAAUUUAUUCUACAACAUUGUAUAAGAGUGUGCACACUUGGCAGUGAUUCUCGUUAUAGGGAUAUAUUGAUACGACGAUGGAUCAAUGAUAUAUUCUUAUCUUCAUACCAUUAAAAUAAAAUAAUAACUGUAUCAUUCUGUGACUAGAAAAACAUUCUCAGAACAUUAAAACAAAUUCAACAAUCGAUAAUUUAUUUUAUUUCCUUUUU